This is a messenger RNA of Acanthaster planci (crown-of-thorns starfish), 3460 nucleotides long. Its product is annotated as histamine N-methyltransferase-like. The record is from RefSeq and is a predicted model, not a curated record. NCBI's taxonomy places the organism in Eukaryota, Metazoa, Echinodermata, Asteroidea, Valvatida, Acanthasteridae.
AAAAAAAGUAAGGAAAAAAAGAAGGAAAACAAAUGAAGAGAACAGAUAUCGGCGAAAAACAUAACCAAUUUGCUAGAAAUACCUAAAAAUUUACCCCCUCCACCGUCAGUUGUUUAUUUUUUUUCCUUUGCCCAUGCGCCUACCGCCACCCUCGGAAAUAUCUUUAGAUGGCAGGUUAAUUUUCCUGCCUUUGUAGGGAUCAUGGAAUACAGAGGCACACGCUCCCUCUCCCCCGUGUGGAUGUCUGCCAUCCCCUCUGUCUCAAUUUGAAAUAAUAAUUUGCUUUCAAAGCUGUUUUGAAAAUUAAAAAAAAAAUGUGCUUAAGUCUCCCAUUGAAUAAGGCUUUCAGAAAAAAAUUCGUCCGAACAAAAUUGAGAUUUUUCACUGAGACCAGCAUUCAACAGGAGGUACAGUGGCAGAAUUUCAAUGUCAAAGUCCGAAGAGUCCCAUGUAUCAACAUCACAAGAUAUGCGCAAAUUAACAAAUUACCAAGUCAUUGGGAAAAGAUAUUUUUGGGGCGGGGGAUAGCAUUUUUCAUUCUUUAAUUUUUGAUCGAUUGUCAUAUUGACGCUGAAUGGCCAUUUAUCUUUGUAAUUUGGUUUUGUUCAAAAUCAUCGUAAUCAAAAGAAAAAAAUUCUUUUGUUCAGUGUAAAAAGGUUAAAUUUUCUGAAUAGGCCAGUAAUAAUUGACACAAAAAGUUCCAAACACAGACACUUUUGUUAAUAACCAAAUUUCCACUCAAAACUUUUCAUAUUGUGGUCAGGAACCCCCCCAAAAAAAUUCAACCAAUUUUCUCACUGGGGAAAUAAGAUUUUGAAGCGUUUAAAACCCCUCAUUUUCUCACCCAAAUGCCCCAUGGUCCAACUAAUCAUGCCCAAAUUGGAACAGUGCUUAACCAAUGGAGCUCCCUGACACUAGUUGGGCGGAUUCUAAGUUGGAUGUAUAGACCACACAUACAACAUGUCAGCUUCCUUGAGCAUGUGGGACAAAUGUCAGGACAUUGUGGACUGUGGUUCCAGUCAGCAAACAGAGGCAUCUGUUCCUUGGCAUCUUUCGGAUCAGAGAAGCCGAGAUGGAAUGGAAAUCGCUGCCGGAUCUGUUGAAAAGCCCAGACCACUACCUGAAAUCGUUCAACGCCUACAAGACCUCGAUUUUGAAGUUUAGCAAGUACACAGCUUGGGUGGACGGUGUGCUGAGUGAGGCUGUCGUCGAUAAACUCCAGGCUGUUAUGGGCAGACAAGAGGAACUACGUAUACUGGGAGUUGGCAGCGGAGAUGGGAGUGUAGACUACACGAUACUGAAGAGGCUCUUGCAUCAUUUCCCACGCAUCAACAACCGUGUAGUUGAGCCCUUUUCAGAGCAAUUACGCCAGUACAAGGCAUUAGCUCUGUCUAAGGCCCAUGAACUGCCAGGCGUAGAUCACCACUGGCGACAGCAGACGAUAGAGCAAUAUCAGAAAGAGGGAGAUUUGACCAAAUUUCACUUCGUCAGCGCGAUCCACACCCUGUACUAUGUAGAAAAGAGCUCUUUAAUGUAUCUCUACGACUGUCUGGAGCCAGGCGGAGUACUGCUUGUUGUCUUAGAGUCAGAGAACAGUGGGAUGUCGCAGUUGUGGUAUCACUUCCUGCAAGAUCAGCCCAGAUACGUCAGCUCAGCCGACUUGCAGAGCUCUUUGGAACGCCGAGGUAUCCCGCACAAGAAGAUUCGUCAACGCUGCCACAUAGACAUCACCAUGUGCUUUGGCGAAACUUCGGCAGAGGGUAAAAUGUUGAUGGAUUUCUUCUCUCACGUUGUGGACUUCGACAAGGUGGCAUCGAAAGGCUUUCAGAGAUCUAUGAUGGAGUAUCUUGCCAGCAGCCACUGCUCCAAGAAGUGUGGAGAUGAAGUGUGGCUUAUCGUUGAAUGGGAUGCAGUUGUCAUCAGCAAACCACGAGAAUAAAAUUUCUCUCAUUAAAAUGGAGGCAGUUUCAUUUGGUCUUGAUCUAUUAAAUACCGGUAUGCUUUGCCUUGCAUAACUGCUUGGUCAUGGAUGCACAUGCACCCAAUCCUUGCACGACAAUCUCUUGUCAAAUCCAUCAGGUGUUCCUGUAAGCACGACAUCACCUGAAACAAGGUAAAGGUGAAACACUAUGUAUAUUUACAGCAGGUGACAAGUACCUGAACUUUUGCAACUUUAUAAUACCGGACGGUGGAAGCUAAGAAAAUCGACACUCCAUUAAAAAUUGAGAACUAAUUCUGCGAAGCCUGCCCUGAAAUUAUGUGAGUACAUACCUCUCCUUUGCCAGUCUUCUAAUUACAGAAGCAAUACAUGUAGCUUCUAUUUGGGGGCUGAGGUGUACAUCGGCAGCACGCCGACGCAGAACACGAUGAACCCAAGCCUGACAUCUUGGAGAUAGCUAGAGACAUCAUACAGGUGUACUUCAUUUAUGACUUAUUACAUGUAUUAAUUACUCUGUAAGCUAAACAAUUUGCCGUAACCACGCAGCUCCUCAAAAGUCUGCUUCAGAAGCAUAAUCACAUUGCCACCAGUUGCUCGCGAGCAUCUCUGGGGCGUGAUCCAAUGUAAAACACGUGCAGGGGGUUGCAGGUAAAUUCCUGCACCAACAACCAUGUCGUGCGGACACUACUAAGUUUUGAACUUUGUUAUCGUGGGUUUGUUGCGUUAGGAUUUAAAGUUUGUUCAGAGGUUCUUGGCUUCACGAAUCACAGCCCAUCUUUUGGGAGCGUGAUCCAGUUCAGCUUUUUGUGUGGGUGGGAGGAGGUUUUCAGUGUUCUUACACAUUGCUUAAGCUCACUGUGUAUGAAAUACAUAAUUUCAUUUCUUGCAGCUUUUAUUGUCGUAUAACCAAUGCAUUCAUUACGUUUUGUCAUGUGAAAUGCAUUGCGAAUGAAUAGGUAUUUUUUCAUUUCACAAGAAACAAGAAACCUCAUUGCUUGUGGUACAAGUCCUGUAAAAACGCCUUUAAUGAAAGGUACGGUAAUAUAUUGUGAGUUGUGAAACUGCAUACUGCUGUAAAUUGGAAAUGCUUGCUUAUUUGUUAGACUUUAGUCAUGUACCCUUCUCUAUAUACCAUGAGCGCAAAUAUAAUUGCUUUGGAUUGUAAAUUCAUGUUGAUUUUGGCAUUAAUCAUCAUCUAUAAAUUUCCUGCUGGUGUUUUAACCAUUUAUUCCCCAUUUUACUAUGGCAUUGCAGGUUUUUAUUAUUUCAAAUUUCUAUUUGACUGUAAUUAUGUAAUUUUAUCACAUUAAAGCUACAUAAAAUCAUUCUAGUGAAUAAUGUAUUUUGAUUAUAUUCUCAAUGAUUAUAAAUAUAAGCAUUUUUCUAUUGAAUACAUCGAUUGUUAAAUUGGUACGAUGUGCAGGUGUCGGAAAUAAGAGGCCUUUUCUGUUGGUUUUGUCCGGUAACGUUAAGCACAUAUAUUUCAAUGUGUCAAGGUAAAUGAGUUUUGUAAUUUCGUGC